This is a messenger RNA of Morone saxatilis (striped sea-bass), 2572 nucleotides long. RefSeq lists its product as uncharacterized. Lineage: Eukaryota; Metazoa; Chordata; Actinopteri; Moronidae. The transcript is spliced from 5 exons. The coding region runs from base 540 to 1385 and encodes 281 amino acids. The record is from RefSeq and is a predicted model, not a curated record.
UCUGUGUGCUCGUGCAGCUGGUGUGCAUUUGCUUGUGUGUAUGUGUGUGAGUGUGCGUGUGUGCGUGUCUGAAUGCGAACAAGUUGCUAUUAUUUUUAAUUUUUCCCAAACAUCUUUGAAUCAAGCUCUUGAAGUUAGCCGGGGGCUGCGGCGAGUGAGCCACCUUUCAGAGCCGCCCGAAGAAAAGAAAGUCUUUUCCACAACAACGGAGACUCCAAUGAACAAGAAAAUAACAAGUUUGCUACGUUACAGCCUUUGAAAACAAGCCACAUCUAAAGUUACGCAGUUGAACGUUUGUCGGUGAAUCAUUGUUUAGACACAAGCUAACUUGAAGCUACAGGGUACCGCUGCUCGCGCUGUUGUUGUUGUUUUUUUUUAGUUUUUUUUUAGUGGCUGGCAGUUUGCAGCUCGCGUGCCUUCUUUUAAAUGCGUAAAGUCGCUAAUGUUUGCUAAUGAAGUUGCGGUGAACGUCACAUAAGAGAGUAAUAAACACGUAAUUGUAGUAGGGGAUAAGCCAUAAACUACUCAGAAAAAAAAAAAUGCUAAAGACACUGACGAAGAAGCUAAGAAGACAUUCCCUCAAUGAGAUACAUCCUUUCCACCUGAAGAUUUCUUACCAUGGCGGUGGAGAGGGAGGGGAGAGUGAUGACUCAGAGGGGGAGAACCAGGAGCUUGCACAGAUUGACAGAGAGAGGCGGAGAAAUUGUGCACUCACCCCCUUGGCCACCAGCCAGCAGCACAACCAGGGUCCCCUCUCUCCAGCCCGGUUACGCCGCCUCCGCCUCCUUUUAGACGCCAAUCUGGAUCGGCACUCCUCAGAGGAAGAGCUAGAGCGUAUCAGCUGCGGCGACAACCGGAAGUGGAUGUCCGCGCUUCCCCAGCGCCACGGCGACCACCACAGCAGCGCCUCCAGUGACGAGGAGGUGCGGGACCUCUGUGGCUGCGGGUCACCGGCUGCCUCCGCCAGACCGCUGGUGGAGCCGGGCGCUUGCUUGGCUGCCUCCCCCAGCCCUGUACUCUUCAGCUCCAGUCCACCACGUAGCCUCAAGCCACCCCCGAUGCGCUUUCAGCUGCAGGUGGUGCAGCCAGUGGCCCGGCCCAUCAUUCUCACCCACUUUGACCAGUCAGCACCUUACAGAAAGUAUCGGCACAGCUUUGGCGGGGAGCCGGGGAGGCCCAGUCUGGACCUGGAGAAAAUGCAACAGAAAAUGCUGCUGAAAAAGAACUGCGGAGGGAAAACGAGGACCAUAAAGAUCCGGAAUCUGACCGGCAGUCGCCCUCCGCCCAGGUACACCUACGACCCUUCCAUCUUCGCCUUCCGCUCCUUGAGCACAGUGCCCCCCUGCAGCCCCCUGACCCCGUCCGAGGAUCCACCGUGCUCAUAAGAAAAUUCAUCCACCGCCAGAUAAUCUCCACCGCCAGAUAAUCCCCCCCAUUCCCAGACGGCUGCUUUUUCUUUUGUGGCUUCUGCAGCGAGACCAAGGAGUGACUGUUAUGAAACAGAGAGGUAGAAAGACAGUUUGUUUGAUGGUGGAACUAUUGCACACUCAGGUAAUCCCACCCUUUGAUCGUCCUUCUCCACAUAAAAUCAGCAGGAACAUUUGGAGAAUGAAAUGGCCCCAACAACAACAACAACACUUCUAAGAAUACUUCAGGUUUUCCUAAUCGACAGCUGUCUCUAAAAAAAGAUCCUGUGAUUGGAGGAAUCAUGAAUGGAGAAACUGUGGACCAGAGGUGGUACAAAGGGGUGAGGCCAACCGUUUGAAAAGCCUGGAUUUAGUUCUGGGUCGGAUCAAUAUUCAAGGGAAAUAAUGCAUGUAAGACAAUCAAAUGGUUCCAAGGUUUCUUCCUUUGAUGUCAUUACUGGAUAUCUUGUAAGGUUCUUGGUAACGUUAUAUACUGAACACGGCGAGGUGAGUCAUAGGAUAUCUUGUUAUUGUUGAGAUGAACAUAGACAGUGGUCACAUUCGUCUGUCUGAAAAACUACUUCUUUGGAUGUGUCAUUGGAUAUGCAGGUCAUGACGAGCUAUAACAAACAUGUAUGACAUGUAUGACAUGUAUGUAGUUGACUAGUUUGACCUUUGAUGAUGUACGUUUCUUAAUGAAUUUGUCACUUUUAGUCCAGGUCAGAGUUAAGUACUUGUAUCCUCUUUCCUUGCAUGAAUUGCGCUGUUUUGCAGAAAGAGCGGUAUGUGGAAAUAAGGAAGUAUGAGAAUAGUUGCUGCACAUUUGGCAAGUGUAAUUGGUGCUAUGUUAAUCAUAGCCUACUUGUAGUGUGCCAUUUUUUUUCUCCAAUAUUGUACCUCAGUACUUUCUAGGUAGAAGAGGACCACUGGUACAUCUAAGACAUCCCAGUGUUUUCUAAAGAUCUCUUAAUGCCUUGAAAUCACAUUCCUGUCGUAUUGAAUGAAACUUGAGGUAGUUCUCAGCUCCUGAAAUGAGCUGAUCAAUCGAUUAAACACAAUGUCACCACUGUAAGUAAGAUUUCGCCGAAGUGAAUGUAACAUUGGGGCAGGUUUUCGUCCAUUGUUGCACAAAAUGAAUCAAUAAAAGCCCUGUGGCCUCUUGUUUA